Messenger RNA from Pogona vitticeps (central bearded dragon), 1713 nucleotides. It is a transcript of the gene TRIP13, whose product is annotated as thyroid hormone receptor interactor 13. Gene Ontology annotation, molecular function: ATP hydrolysis activity; ATP binding. Gene Ontology annotation, cellular component: chromosome; nucleus. Gene Ontology annotation, biological process: reciprocal meiotic recombination; meiotic recombination checkpoint signaling. NCBI's taxonomy places the organism in Eukaryota, Metazoa, Chordata, Lepidosauria, Squamata, Agamidae. The record is from RefSeq and is a predicted model, not a curated record.
CGCAGGGCCUCUCGUUGUGCCCGCCGACCUUUCGGGAAGGCUGGAUUAACCCGAAGGGGAGCCCGUUCGCUUUCUCUCGCAUUGGCUGGAUUUCUGUAAAAUGGAUGAUGCUGCAAAUGGUUUAACACCAACUCUACAAAAUGGCUCGGAAUCCCUGCAAAUACAAGUAGAAGUUCAUCAAAAGUUAGACAGUAUUGCAAUGAAAGAAGAUAUCAAGUUGAGUGUCCUAAAACUACUUAAUAGACAUAAUGUUGUCUUUGGUGAUUACAAGUGGACUGAGUUUGAUGACUGUUUCCUAACAAAUAAUGUACAGUCCGUUGCAAUUGUGGAUACAGAGCUAAAACUAAAAGAAAGACAGCCUAUUAGUCUGAGCAGAUGUAGCCUUUCAAUUCAUAUUUUUCAUCUCAAUGAAGAAGGACCCAGGGCUGAAAAUCUAGAUGAAGAGGAUGAAGCUAUUGUUGCAGCUAAUCACUGGGUGUUGCCUGCAGUUGAAUUCCAUGGUUUGUGGGAUAGCCUUGUUUAUGAUGCUCAAAUUAAGGCAGAUCUGUUAGAUUACGUGACUACAGCAUUACUCUUCUCUGACAGAAAUGUGGACAGCAACUUGAUAUCAUGGAACAGAGUUGUUCUCUUGCAUGGUCCUCCAGGAACUGGUAAAACUUCUCUGUGUAAAGCAUUAGCUCAAAAGCUGGCUAUUAGACUUUCAGACAGGUACUACUAUGGACAGUUGAUAGAGAUAAAUAGCCACAGCCUCUUCUCCAAGUGGUUUUCUGAGAGUGGCAAACUUGUUACCAAAAUGUUCCAGAAGAUUCAAGAGUCUAUUGAUGACAAAAAUGCCCUUGUGUUUGUACUGAUCGAUGAGGUGGAAAGCCUUACAGCAGCUCGUAAUGCUGUUCGAGGAGGUACUGAGCCUUCUGAUGCCAUCCGUGUUGUAAACGCAGUACUAACCCAAAUUGAUCAGAUUAAAAGGUAUCCUAAUGUGGUCAUCCUGACUACUUCGAAUAUCACAGAAAAAAUUGACAUGGCUUUUGUGGAUAGAGCAGAUAUCAGGCAAUACAUUGGGCCUCCUUCCACUGCAGCGAUAUUCAAAAUCUACCUUUCCUGCUUGGAAGAAUUGAUGAAGCGCCAAAUAAUAUAUCCUCGACAGCAGCUGCUGACACUCCGGGAGCUAGAAAUGAUUGGUUACUUAGAAAGUGACGUGUCAAAAUUGAGUCUUAUAUUAAAAGAAAUUUCAAGGAAAAGUGAAGGACUCAGUGGCCGUGUCUUAAGGAAACUGCCUUUUCUAGCCCAUGCACUUUAUCUCAAAUCACCUAACACUACAAUGGCAGCAUUCCUUCAAGCUUUGUCACUUGUGGUGGACAAGCAAUUUGAAGAAAGAGAGAAACUUUCAGAUUGUGUUUGACAUUUUUUUCCCUAUAAUGUUUUAUUGUAUAUACUAUUUUUUCUAGAUUCAUUGUUGUAUUGUUUCUCUGUAUGAUUACUGGGACAGUGUGUUCUUAACCAAAAGAACAAUGCAGAUGAUGUCUGGUUUUCAAGUAAACGUAUUGGAAGUAUAAUUUAAGCAUGAAGUCCUAUAUGUGUCCAGGAGUUUUACCUUGUUUGGGUCAUUAAAAUACAUUUUAAGAAAAAGUUAAUUCAUAAACAACUCUUGUCAACCCUGUUGUUCAUGACAAUCAGAGAGUUUCAUUAAAUAUCCUGCAAUUGGUAUACCUGUAA